This is a messenger RNA of Peniophora sp. CBMAI 1063, 855 nucleotides long. Lineage: Eukaryota; Fungi; Basidiomycota; Agaricomycetes; Russulales; Peniophoraceae. The record is from the annotation of a GenBank genome assembly.
AUGGCUGGCUCGCGCUUCGCAUACGUCAAAAGCUUUGAGCUCCCGGACCCUCUUCUGCCGGGCACAUUCAUAGUCUUGCGUCUGGACGGGCAUGCCUUUCAUCGGUUCUCGGACGUACACAAGUUCGCAAAACCAAACGACGUCCGCGCGCUUGAGCUCAUGGACCGCGCUGCGCGGGCUGUGAUGGAUGAAUACAAGGACGUCGUGCUCGCGUUCGGCGAGUCGGACGAGUUCAGCUUCCUGCUACGACGAUCCGCGCAGCUCUACAACCGGCGCGAGGCCAAGAUCCUCACCACGCUGUGCUCGUACUUUACCUCUGCCUACAUCUUCCACUGGCCAACCUUUUUCCCGGAUACGCCGCUGGUCUACCCGCCAUGCUUCGACGGUCGGAUUGUGCUCUACCCCUCCGAUCGCGAGGUGCGAGAUUACUUUGCGUGGAGGCAAGCGGACACACACAUAAACAAUCUGUACAACACCGCGUUCUGGGCUCUCGUGCAACAGGGCGGACAGAGCACGACAGAAGCGCACGAAACGCUCAAGGGCACGGUUUCGAAUCAGAAACAUGACAUUCUCUUCUCAAGGUUCAACGUCAACUACAACGAGCUCGACGCGCGAUAUCGCAGGGGCAGCAUACUCGUGCGCGAGCCGAUGCCCGAGGCCGAGGUAGAUGGAUCUGGCAAUGAGGCGUCUCGAGAGGCCACGCAGCAGGAUAGUUCGGACACCCCGGCGGGAUCAGCCGGACGCAGCACGCAGAAGGCUGUGAGGAAGAAAGCCAGGACUCGCGUUCAGCUCAUGCACUGCGAUAUCAUCGGCGACGCAUUUUGGGCAGCGCGCCCACAGCUGCUGGUCGGAUGA